AUGCUAUCCCUUUCGCUGACGAGCCUGUCAACCGCUCGCGACGCGGAUGCGACCCAGCAGAAGUUCCACUGGCAAAAAUACACAGACGACCUCACUUUUGUCAUAGACAGCUAUGGUGCACGUGACAACACUCAGCUCAUCAAGGUGGUGCAAGGCACAGAGGUUCGGCAAGUGAUUGAGAUACAGCGACUUGUGGCUGAAGGAGAGCAAUUGAAACGCCAAAUGCAACACCGCGGGCUAGAGAUGCAGGCCGAACAGCUACCAAUCUCAGCCAUCAUCCGCUGUCCUUUGCUUGCUAUACGAUGGCAACUGCCGGAUCAGAAGGUACGGCGUAUUCAGUUAAAGUUCAAGUCAGACACAGACUUUGACACGGCAUUUAAUCGGCUUCGGCAGCUUGGCCUUCACAUGAGUGAGCAGAACCGCCCUUCAUCCCCGUUACGUUCCACAGCUCCAGGCCCAAGUACAGCUAUAGCAAGAGCACCAUCUGCCAGGCCAGGCCUUACAGCUGCCGUAUUGUCUGAGCAGCCUAGCAGCAGCACUAUCACAGGGGGCGGCUUAUCCUGUCCCCCCUCGCGUCUCGCAGAAAUCUCCAGUCGACCUCACACAGCUGCCAAUGCACCCAGCCCUUUCGAAUCUCGACCGCAGGAAGCCUCACCUAUUCGUCCAUUAUCCGCUACUCUGGGAUAUAGCAAAGGAGACGCUCUCACAUCAAGCUCCUUUUCUGGCCCUCUGAACCCACCCGUGCUCUUCCCUCGGCCUCACUCAGCAACAGCCGAUAUACUUGGUCGUAGCUACAACCUUUCCUUUUCAGCAGAUAGGCAAAUUUCGACAACCGAAGAUGUAGCGCAGGGAUCUACCGAACGCCCAGAGACUGCAAUGCUCUUCAAUCGCCCAGACACCGCCGAAACGCUACCACCACGGCGAGAACUCCCUUUCCAGCGUUUAUCAGAGCCACGUUCAUCCGGAAGCGAUACUGCGCGGACUUCUGAUAGACCCUUGACCGGACUCAUGGGCCCUCCUGCUCUACCAUCGCGUACAGCUGUUCAACGACCCAGCUCUAGUCUCAGCGCCAGCAGCAAGGAUGUCGACCUACCUCCUCUGCCCCAGCCCACAGUGAUUGAAAAGAAUCGUGGAAAACAGACAAUGCAGCAGGCUCCUCGCACACCAAAUCAAGAUCAGAAUACCUUUCAGCGUGCAAAGGCCUCUCCCCACAGUCGCAUCGAAAAACAGCCUUUCACGUCAUCGUCUCCAACGUCUUCUCCUCUGGCAUUCGGCAAAUCAAGCUCAAGCGCCUUUCCAUCGCCACAUCCACUCAGUACACCAGGUGCCAUGGCCCGCAGCCUACAAGAACCCAUCUUCCAGCUUCAUCACUCGUUUGUCACGCCUCCAGCAUCAGAAGCUAUCCAGCAAGAUUCUCACGCGUUCAGUACAGCAGCCAGCGACGCACAGCGCCUAGCAGCAUACACGCAGCUGUCUGAUGAAGAACGGAGAGUAAUGAUCAACGAUCUCAUAUUCCGCCAUCUUGAAAGCGAAGAUUUUCUUGUGCUGGUGGAGGAUGUGGAGACAGCUUGGGCGCGAGUCGCUCUUGGUAUGCGCUGA
Molecule: messenger RNA, 1599 nt
Organism: Exserohilum turcica Et28A
Lineage: Eukaryota; Fungi; Ascomycota; Dothideomycetes; Pleosporales; Pleosporaceae
Exons: 3
Coding region: 1-1599 (532 amino acids)
Biological process (GO): reciprocal meiotic recombination
Source: RefSeq, a predicted model, not a curated record